Yarrowia lipolytica CLIB122 is the source of this 1269-nucleotide messenger RNA. RefSeq lists its product as uncharacterized. Gene Ontology annotation, biological process: carbohydrate metabolic process; GDP-mannose biosynthetic process. The record is from RefSeq and is a predicted model, not a curated record. NCBI's taxonomy places the organism in Eukaryota, Fungi, Ascomycota, Dipodascomycetes, Dipodascales. Gene Ontology annotation, cellular component: cytosol. Gene Ontology annotation, molecular function: zinc ion binding; mannose-6-phosphate isomerase activity.
AUGUCGCUUAUCCAACUCCAAUGCGGAGCACAAACAUACGACUGGGGCAAGCUCGGAUCCAGCUCGGCCGUGGCGCGGUUUGCCGCCAAGUCGGACCCUUCUCUCACCAUUUCGGAGGAGACGCCGUACGCGGAGCUGUGGAUGGGCACCCAUCCUUCGGUGCCGUCCAAGGUGCUGGGCGACACAAACAGCACGACUCUGCGUCAGUUGAUUUCUGCGUCACCCGACAAGCUGCUGACUCCCGCCGUGGAGCACAAGUUUGGCCCCGAGCUGCCGUUUCUGUUCAAGGUGCUGUCGAUCCGAAAAGCCCUGAGUAUCCAGGCCCAUCCCGACAAGGAGCUCGGAGCCCAGCUGCACGCGUCCGACCCCGCCCACUAUCCCGACGCCAACCACAAGCCCGAAAUGGCUAUUGCUCUUACCGACUUUGAGGGUUUCUGUGGCUUCCGACCUCUGUCUGAGAUUGAGCACUUUCUCGAGACCGUGCCCGAGUUCCGGGAGCUUGUGGGCGACGAGUCUGCGAAGCAGUUUGCUUCCGAGCGAUCUGCCGACCCCAAGAAGGCUCUCCAGGCUCUGUUUGGCCGUCUGAUGCGGUCUUCAGACGACCUCGUGGCCUCCAAGGCCGCUGAUCUCGUCAAGCGAGCCGAGUCUGAGGGCCCCAAGUUCGCAGGUGGCGCUCCCAUUGGCGGCACCGAUCUCGCCAACCUGCUGGUGCGACUCAACGGCCAGUUCCCCAACGACAUUGGCCUCUUCUGCGGCGGCCUGAUGCUCAACUUUGUGCGUCUCAACAAGGGUGAGGCCAUGUUCCUGCGGGCCAAGGACCCUCACGCCUACAUUUCUGGCGACAUCAUUGAGUGCAUGGCUGCUUCGGAUAAUGUGGUUCGAGCAGGCUUCACCCCCAAAUUCAAGGACGUGGACAACCUCGUGGACAUGCUCACCUACUCCACUGCCCCCGUGUCCGAGCAGAAGAUGGUGGCUCAGUCGUUUCCCCGGGCCCAUGGCGCUACGGCUAAGCUGUUUGACCCCCCGAUCAACGAGUUUUCCGUGCUGGAGAGCGUUGUGCCCUCAGGAGAGACCCAAACUGUGGACGGAAUCGAGGGUCCCUCUGUGGUGAUAAUUUCGCAGGGUGCAGGCGAGAUCACCGUGGCUGGCGAGUCCAAGAAGCUUGAGGAGGGCUACGUCUUCUUCAUUGGCCCCAACGAGAAGGUCGAGGUCAAGAGCAGUGGGAAGGAGGACUUGACUCUGUAUAGAGCUUUCUGUGAGGUCAACUAA